Molecule: messenger RNA, 1193 nt
Organism: Mya arenaria
Lineage: Eukaryota; Metazoa; Mollusca; Bivalvia; Myida; Myidae
Product: RNA-binding protein lark-like
Exons: 9
Coding region: 111-821 (236 amino acids)
Biological process (GO): mRNA splicing, via spliceosome
Cellular component (GO): nuclear speck
Molecular function (GO): zinc ion binding; mRNA binding
Source: RefSeq, a predicted model, not a curated record
CAUUUUGCCGUAUCUGCUUAUCACAAUGAACGUUUUGACUAACUAGUGUCAUCUUUACAAUUGGGUGAAAUUUUGUAACGAGCUAUAUUAAAAUUAGCGUGGAGACAACAAUGGCAGCACGUGGUCGAGGACGUGGAGGCUUUCAGGCAGGUGGUGGAGCCGGCAGAAAACCAUAUGUUGUCACCACAAAACUUUACAUUGGAAACAUACCUGAAACAUGCAGGAAACUGGACUUGCAAAAUCUUUUUGAGGAACAUGGAGCAGUAGUUGAGUGCGAUAUUGUAAAAAACUAUGGAUUUGUGCACUUUGAGAAUGAAGAUGAAGCGAAAAAUGCAGUUGCAGCCAUCAACAACACAGAGUUUCAGGGCUCUGUGCUCUCUGUUGAGUUGUCUCACAGUCGUGUACGGCAGAAACCAGGAAUGGGAGGAAAACAGGAGUGCUACCGGUGUGGGAAGGAGGGCCACUGGUCGAAAGAUUGCCCUAAAGGACCGAGCCGCCCAAGACCCUUUCCAGAGCGAGACCCCUAUGCAGACCCAUAUUACCGUGACCGGUACCCACCUCCACCACCUAUGGACCGUUACAGGCCCUACCCAGACCCUUAUGAUAGACGGCCCCUGCCUCCACCUCGGGACCCAUACUAUAGAGACGUAGAUCCAUAUGCCCGUCCUCCUCCAGAGUACUACGGCAGAAGAGACCCAUACUAUGACCGAGUGAGGGACCCCUACUAUGAUGACCCAUAUGCUCGCCCUGGCUAUUUGCCGCCACCACCACCCGGAUCAUCGCGGUUAUCGCCACCUCGGACCCGCGUUGCCCCGUAUUAAGAGAUGAACGCGAAGACGCAACACGGCACCAUUCGCUCGCUCUCAGCACGAAAACCUCUUUUAAUAUGUGUUAUUACGUGGAACAAGACAAACGAGCGACAUCUUUGUAAAUGAUAUGAACGUGAACUAUAAUCGUGAACUGAUGAACGUGCUUUCGUGGUUUAAUUGUGUUUUACGGAUCUGCUUUAUAAUUUCAUUUUUCAACUUUAUAAUCGUGGCAUAUACAGCUUUGAUAUUAUCAAGGCACAAUUCGCUUAUGCUCAUCGCUUGUAAACCUCAUCAAUCUUGGAUUAUUGAAAUGCACUCAACCUCUUUGUUCAUGAAAGAUUAUGUAAAUUCUUGUCUGUAGGGUAAUAAACAUGUUGUACUGAU